CCUCAGCCCUGAGGAGCCCUCACCCUCCGCGCCUAGGUGGCCGCUCGGUCUCCACAGGCUCCGCGCCAAGCGAGGUCCUCUGCUUCAGCCCUGCCCGGCCGCCGCGUCCGCCCCGCCCGAUCUCCGCCGCUGGCCGGUGGCUUCGCCGCCCGCCGCGGGACAGGUGCUCAGAGCUGUGGAGGAAGCCCUGCUCUGCCCUCCCUGCUGUGGCUGCUGCUCCUGACUGCAGAGCUCUCCUGGAACUGGGGAAGGGGAUGGGAGCAGGGUAGGCGGGCACUGACUAGCCAGCCCCUCUGCAGAUUCCGUUCUGGCGAUGAUGCUCUGAGCCCAGUGCACCUGGCAUUCACAUCUAUGGACCUGCUCUGAACCAUAGAGCCUGCCUAUGGGGGAAGCGUUUCAUCUUCUCUAAACAGGGAGAGUGGCCAUCUGUCUGGUACCCACAUCCAACGCGAUCCUCCCGACCUCACGGGGCUGCUUUGUUCUGAGGUGACGCCAUCUGGGCCCCAUCCAUCCUUCUUCACAGCACCCUCAGUACCUUAAGCCAUCACCCCCAUCCACAUUUUGGGAGAAAGAUGGAGUCCAAGGUCUCUGAAGGUGGCCUGAAUGUGACCCUAACAAUUCGCCUGCUGAUGCAUGGAAAGGAAGUUGGAAGCAUCAUUGGGAAGAAAGGGGAAACUGUGAAGAAGAUGCGUGAAGAGAGUGGUGCCAGGAUCAACAUCUCAGAGGGAAACUGCCCGGAGAGGAUUGUGACGAUCACAGGCCCAACGGACGCCAUCUUCAAGGCCUUUGCCAUGAUUGCGUACAAGUUUGAGGAGGACAUCAUCAACUCCAUGAGCAACAGCCCUGCUACCAGCAAGCCCCCAGUGACGCUGAGGCUGGUGGUCCCAGCCAGCCAGUGCGGGUCCCUAAUUGGCAAAGGCGGCUCCAAGAUCAAGGAGAUAAGGGAGUCCACAGGUGCCCAAGUCCAGGUGGCCGGGGACAUGCUGCCCAACUCCACGGAGCGGGCAGUGACCAUUUCAGGGACGCCAGAUGCCAUUAUACAGUGCGUCAAGCAGAUCUGUGUGGUCAUGCUGGAGUCCCCACCGAAAGGUGCCACCAUUCCCUACCGCCCAAAGCCCGCCUCCACCCCUGUCAUUUUUGCAGGUGGUCAGGCCUACACGAUCCAGGGACAGUACGCCAUCCCCCACCCGGAUCAGCUGACCAAGCUCCACCAGUUGGCCAUGCAGCAAACCCCCUUUCCUCCCCUCGGACAGACCAACCCCGCUUUCCCCGGAGAAAAGCUGCCUUUACACUCCUCCGAAGAAGCUCAAAAUCUGAUGGGCCAGUCGUCAGGUCUGGACGCCAGUCCCCCGGCCAGCACUCACGAGCUCACCAUUCCCAAUGAUCUAAUAGGCUGCAUAAUUGGACGCCAAGGGACCAAAAUCAAUGAAAUUCGACAGAUGUCUGGAGCUCAGAUCAAAAUCGCUAAUGCCACUGAAGGGUCAUCGGAGCGUCAGAUCACCAUCACGGGAACCCCGGCCAACAUCAGCCUUGCCCAGUAUCUCAUCAAUGCCAGGCUGACGUCCGAGGUCACCGGGAUGGGCGCGCUCUAAUCCUACCCAGGCCACUCUGUGCACCUGACCGCUGGAGCCCACGGCCUCACCGGCUGGCGCACUCUGUACAAACCGCCUGCCCUUCCUCGCAGAUACAAGUAGUUUUCUUACGUACCGACGGUCCAUGCAGUAGACACCAGCCCCAGCCGUCUGCGCUCAGGCUCGGCCGCCCGCCCCCUUUGGUAGUUGGAGCCCGUCUCCAUGCAUCGGCAUGCACUGCUAAGUAUUGUAACGCUUCGGGGAACUCCCAUCCGUGACAUGGUAGAGAAUUGUCCUCAGUGUCCGUGUGACUGUCUAGGAUUUGGUCUGACGCUUUGGCACACUUCCUGUGACCUGCCGUCCCUGUGCUCACGGUCCCUGCUCUCUCCCCUGUGCCCAGUCUCCCCUCAGAGCCCACGCGGCCUUGGCUCACAUUCCCAUCCAGUCAUGUGCUGGGAUCUGGGCUGCCUUUCCUGCAGCCUGUGGGAAACGCCCAGGAGAGGAGAGGUCUGGGGGACGUCUAAGGAAAGGGGCGGAGUGGCAGAGGGUGCGGGGCCCAGCUCCACAGGGAUGUCCCCUGGGGGAGGCACUUGUGGGCCCCAGGCAUCUUCCGGGGUGACUGGAGAGUGCAGCCUCUCCAGAAAGCCCCUCUGCACUG
Molecule: messenger RNA, 2229 nt
Organism: Urocitellus parryii (Arctic ground squirrel)
Lineage: Eukaryota; Metazoa; Chordata; Mammalia; Rodentia; Sciuridae
Gene: Pcbp3
Product: poly(rC) binding protein 3
Molecular function (GO): RNA binding
Source: RefSeq, a predicted model, not a curated record